This is a messenger RNA of Merops nubicus (carmine bee-eater), 5687 nucleotides long. Its product is annotated as ryanodine receptor 3-like. NCBI's taxonomy places the organism in Eukaryota, Metazoa, Chordata, Aves, Coraciiformes, Meropidae. Gene Ontology annotation, molecular function: ryanodine-sensitive calcium-release channel activity; protein binding. Gene Ontology annotation, biological process: calcium ion transmembrane transport. Gene Ontology annotation, cellular component: sarcolemma; smooth endoplasmic reticulum; calcium channel complex. The record is from RefSeq and is a predicted model, not a curated record.
AAGAGGAGCCGUACGGAGCGCAGUGAGCUGGCGGUGGAGGCGAUCAGAGUCUCAGCAGAGCUGACUCCUCAAAAGCCAUGGCUGAAGGGGGUGAAGGAGGGGAAGAUGAAAUACAGUUCCUACGAACUGAUGACGAAGUAGUACUUCAGUGUGUUGCCAGUACUCACAAAGAACAAAGGAAGUUUUGCUUGGCAGCUGAGGGACUUGGGAAUCGUCUGUGCUUCUUGGAACCAACAUCAGAAGCUAAAUAUGUUCCUCCAGACCUUUGCAUCUGCAAUUUUGUCCUUGAACAGUCCCUCUCUGUCAGAGCCCUUCAGGAAAUGCUGGCCAACACAGGGGAUAAUGCUAGUGAAGGGGCAGCACAAGGGGCUGGUCACAGGACCCUGCUGUAUGGCCACGCGAUACUACUUCGACAUUCGUUUAGUGAAAUGUAUUUGACGUGUUUAACAUCAUCAAGAUCCCAAACAGAUAAACUUGCAUUUGAUGUGGGACUACGAGAAAAUGCAGCAGGAGAGGCGUGCUGGUGGACGAUACACCCUGCUUCUAAACAAAGGUCAGAAGGAGAAAAAGUUCGAAUAGGUGAUGAUCUUAUCCUGGUCAGUGUGUCCUCUGAAAGAUACCUGCAUCUAUCCAUGUCAAAUGGAAGUAUUCAGGUGGAUGCCUCCUUUAUGCAGACACUAUGGAACGUACAUCCUACAUGCUCAGGAAGCAGUAUUACAGAAGGAUAUCUUCUUGGUGGGCAUGUACUACGUUUUUUCCAUGGCCAUGAUGAGUGUUUGACAAUUCCAUCUACUGAUCAGAAUGAUUCACAGCACAGGAAAGUUCUUUAUGAAACUGGAGGAGCUGGUGUUCGAGCAAGGUCUUUGUGGAGGAUAGAACCCCUCCGAAUAAGCUGGAGCGGAAGUAACAUCAGAUGGGGAGAGCCUUUCCGUCUUCGACACAUCACAACAGGAAAGUACUUGGCUCUGAAUGAAGAUGAAGGACUUGUAAUGUUAGACAGAGAAAAGUCAGACACAACAUCUACUGCUUUUUGUUUUAGAGCAUCAAAGGAGCUAAAAGAAAAGCAGGAUUCUAGUCUUAAACGAGACAUUGACGGGAUGGGAGUCCCAGAAAUAAAGUAUGGUGAUUCGGUCUGUUUUGUCCAACAUGUGGCCAGUGCCUUGUGGUUGACUUACAAAGCACAAGAUGCUAAAACAGCGCGUUUAGGUCCCUUGAAAAGAAAGGUUAUAUUACACAAAGAAGGUCAUAUGGAUGACGGUCUAACCUUACAAAGAUGUCAGCAGGAGGAGUCCCAGGCUGCUCGAAUCAUCCGCAAUACUACAAGCUUAUUCAGCCAGUUUAUAAGUGGAAACAACAGGACACAAUCACCCACUGCCCUGCCUAUUGAGGAGAUGGCUCAGACUCUGGAAGACCUAAUUACUUACUUCCAGCUUCCCGAAGAAGACCUAGAUCAUGAAGAUAAGCAAAGCAAACUUCGAUCACUCAAAAACAGACAAAAUCUUUUCAAAGAAGAGGGAAUGCUGGCACUCGUUUUGAAUUGCAUUGAUCGCUUCAAUGACUACAACAGCGCAGCUCAUUUUGCAGGAAUUGGAAGAGAAGAACGUGGUACAACAUGGAAAGAAAUUUUGAAUCUCCUUUACAAAUUGUUAGCUGCUCUCAUUCGUGGCAACAGAAACAAUUGUACUCAGUUUUCCAGUAACCUCGAUUGGCUAAUAAGUAAAUUGGACAGAGUAGAAUCUUCCUCAGGUAUUUUGGAAGUGUUGCACUGCAUCUUGAUUGAAAGCCCAGAAGCUUUAAAUGUGAUAGCUGAGGAGCACAUCAAAUCGAUUAUUUCAUUGUUGGAUAAACACGGGCGCAAUUACAAGGUUCUAGAUGUGCUUUGCUCUCUCUGUGUCUGUAAUGGAGUUGCAGUUCGUGCCAAUCAAAACUUGAUCUGUGACAAUCUGCUACCUAGAAGAGACUUACUUCUGCAAACACGUUUGAUUAAUGAUGUCACAAGCAUAAGGCCAAACAUAUUUCUGGGUGUUGCUGAGGGCUCUGCACAAUACAAGAAGUGGUACUUUGAGUUAAUAAUUGAUCAGGUUGAUCCAUUCUUGACGGCAGAACCCACCCAUUUACGAGUUGGAUGGGCCUCAACUUCAGGUUAUGCCCCUUAUCCCGGAGGUGGAGAAGGAUGGGGAGGCAAUGGUGUUGGUGAUGACCUGUACUCCUAUGGUUUUGAUGGCCUUCAUCUGUGGUCUGGUCGAGUACCCAGAGCUGUAGCAUCUGUCAACCAGCAUUUAUUAACAUCUGAUGAUGUGGUUAGCUGCUGCUUGGAUUUAGGUGUACCCAGCAUUUCAUUCCGCAUUAAUGGACAGCCUGUGCAAGGAAUGUUUGAGAACUUCAGUACAGAAGGGUUUUUCUUCCCUGUUGUAAGCUUAUCAGCAGGUGUAAAAGUUCGUUUCUUAUUGGGUGGACGUCAUGGAGAAUUUAAAUUUCUGCCCCCUGCUGGCUAUGCUCCCUGUUUUGAAGCAUUGCUUCCAAAAGAGAAGAUGAAACUGGAACCAGUGAAAGAAUAUAAGAGAGAUUCUGAUGGAGUGAGGGAUUUGCUGGGUACAACACAGUUCCUCUCCCAAGCUUCCUUUAUCCCUUGUCCAAUAGACACCAGUCAGAUUGCUCUUCCUUUUCAUCUUGAAAAGAUCAGGGACAAACUAGCUGAAAAUAUCCAUGAACUGUGGGGAAUGAAUAAAAUAGAACUGGGCUGGACAUAUGGCAAGAUACGGGAUGAUAAUAAAAGGCAUCAUCCUUGUCUUGUGGAAUUCUCAAAAUUACCUGAGACAGAGAAGAAUUAUAAUCUACAAAUGUCAACUGAAACCCUCAAAACCCUUCUGGCCCUUGGAUGUCACAUUGUUCAUGCUCAUCCAGCAGCUGAGGAAGAUCUUAAAAAAGUAAAACUUCCUAAAAAUUACAUGAUGUCAAAUGGAUAUAAACCUGCCCCUCUUGAUCUUUCUGAAGUGAAAUUGUUACCUUCUCAAGAAUUUCUAGUUGACAAACUAGCAGAAAAUGCACAUAAUGUCUGGGCAAAAGACAGAAUAAAGCAAGGAUGGACCUAUGGCAUUCAGCAGGAUCUUAAGAACAAACGUAAUCCACGGCUAGUGCCAUAUGCGUUAUUAGACGAGCGUACUAAAAAAUCAAACAGAGAUAGCCUCCGUGAAGCUGUGAGGACAUUUGCAGGCUAUGGUUAUAGUGUUGAACCACCUGACCAAGAGAUGGCUGUCCAAACAGUGGAAAAAGUCAGCAUCGACAAGAUACGAUUUUUCAGAGUAGAACGAUCUUACGCGGUGAAGUCUGGAAAGUGGUACUUUGAAUUUGAAGCUGUGACAGGUGGAGAUAUGCGUGUUGGCUGGGCCAGGCCAGGCUGCCGGCCUGACGUAGAGCUGGGAGCUGAUGACCAGGCCUUUGUAUUUGAAGGAAGCAAAGGCCAGCGUUGGCAUCAAGGCAGUGGAUUCUUUGGACGAAGCUGGCAUCCAGGAGAUGUGGUUGGUUGUAUGAUAAACUUGGAUGACAAAUCAAUUAUCUUUACUCUGAAUGGAGAGUUGCUUAUAACCAGUAAAGGUUCAGAACUUGCAUUUGCUGACUUCAGCAUAGAAAAUGGUUUUGUUCCAAUUUGUGCACUGGGUCUAUCUCAGAUUGGUCGUAUGAACCUUGGAAUGGAUGCCAGUACAUUCAAGUAUUAUACAAUGUGUGGCCUUCAAGAAGGUUUUGAACCUUUUGCUGUCAACAUGAACCGAGAUGUUGCUAUGUGGUUUAGUAAACGCUUACCAACAUUUGUCAAUGUGCCAAAAAAUCAUCCUCACAUUGAGAUAUGGAGAAUUGAUGGAACCAUCGAGAGUCCACCUCGGUUAAAAGUUACUCACAAAACAUUUGGCACACAGAACAGCAACUCAGACAUGAUAUAUUGUCGUCUGAGCAUGCCCAUUGAGUUCCGCUCAUCAUUCAGCUUUGACAUGGGUGUGGAAAAUGCCUCAUCUGAUGUUUUCCAGAAAAGAAAACACAGCCAAGAAAUUGCUGCUGCUCCUACUACAUGUUUUUAUUCACUACGAAUAUUUGCUGGCCAAGACCCAUCCUCUGUCUGGGUUGGCUGGGUAACACCAGACUAUCAUUUUUAUAGUGAGAAUUUUGACCUCAAUAAAAACUGUACAGUAACAGUUACUUUAGGUGAUGAGAGAGGCAGAGUUCAUGAAAGUGUGAAGCGCAGCAACUGCUACAUGGUUUGGGGAGGUGAUAUAAUUGCUAAUUCCCAGAGAUCAGGUCGCAGUAAUGUUGAUUUAGAAAUCGGAUGCUUUGUUGACCUGGCUACUGGAAUGUUGUCAUUCACAGCCAAUGGAAAAGAGCUUGGCACUUGUUAUCAGGUUGAACCAAACACAAAGCUCUUUCCAGCGACUUUUGUGCAGCCUACGAGCACUAACUUGAUUCAGUUUGAACUUGGUAAAUUAAAGAAUACCAUGCCUUUAUCAGCAGCAAUUUUUAAAAGUGAAGAGAGAAAUCCUAUUCCUCAGUGUCCUCCUCGCCUUGAUGUGCAAACAAUUACGCCUGUUUUAUGGAGCAGGAUGCCAAAUAGCUUUCUAAAAGUAGAAACUGAGCGUGUCAGUGAACGUCAUGGUUGGGUUGUGCAGUGUUUGGAACCUCUGCAGAUGAUGGCACUUCAUAUCCCGGAAGAAAACAGAUGUGUUGAUAUUUUGGAGCUAUGUGAACAAGAAGACUUGAUGAAGUUUCACUACCACACUUUAAAACUCUAUAGCUCAGUUAGUGCUCUAGGUAACACUAGAGUUGCAUAUGCACUUUGUAGCCACGUGGACGUAUCUCAGCUAUUUUAUACAAUAGAUAAUCAAUACUUACCUGGACUCCUGCGUUCUGGAUUCUAUGACUUGCUCAUUAGUAUUCAUUUGGACCACGCCAAGCAAGCCAAGCUCAUGAUGAACAAUGAAUUUAUCAUUCCAGUAACAGAUGAAACUCGAACUAUUAAACUAUAUCCUGAUGAAACAAAGAAGCACGGUUUACCUGGAGUAGGGCUUAGCACUUGUCUGAAACCAAGCUUUAACUUUUCUACUCCAUGCUUUAUUGUGACCAGUGAAGACGUACCACUUGAUACUCUUAAAUCCAAGGCCAUAAGUAUGCUAACAGAGGCAGUACAAUGUAGUGGUACUCAUAUAAGAGACCCUGUUGGAGGACAGGUUGCAUUCCAGUUUGUUCCUGUCCUUAAACUGAUAGCAACAUUGCUUAUAAUGGGGGUUUUUGAUGAUGAUGAUGUGAAGCAGGUGUUACUCCUCAUUGAUCCCACUGUUUUUGGAGAGCAUAAGGAAGAAACAGAAGAGAGGACGGAGAAAGAAGUUGUUACACAAGUUGAAGAAAAAGCUGUAGAAGCUGGGGAGAAAGCAAUAAAGGAAACAAAAGCUCCUGCAAAGGGCUUAUUGCAGACAAGAUUACCAGAAUCUGUUAAACUUCAGAUGUGUCAUUUGCUCAAUUAUUUCUGUGACUGUGAACUACAACAUAGAGUGGAAGCUAUUGUGUCAUUUGCAGACCGUUAUGUAUCAAAAUUGCAAUAUAAUCAGAAAUACAGGUACAAUGAACUCAUGCAAGCCUUGAACAUGUCUGCUGCUUUGACUGCCAAGAAGACUAAAGAAUUUCGGUCUCCCCCUCAAGAACAG